AUGAGAAGCGUCUCCAGUGUAGAGUCUGCAGAUCACACUGUCUGUGCAGCGAUCAGGAUGAAGAACAUUCCGAAUAUCGUCUUCCUCUUCUCCCUCCUCAUCGCCUCGUCUCUUGUGGGGGAGACCCUUCCUCGGGGGGCGCACACCGACCCGGCGCAGGAGGACCCCGCCGCCCUCCAGCACAACGCUACCUCCAGGUUGAGGAUCAUCUCUAUGGACUACGAACACGUCAAAAUCCCACUGGAGAUAACGUUAUGGAUUAUGUUGGCAUCACUCGCCAAGAUAGGCUUCCAUUUGUCACGUUGGGUCACCACGGUGGUUCCAGAGAGCUGUGUCCUGGUCAUCGUUGGGCUGGUCAUGGGCGGUAUCAUCGUUGCGGUGGAUAAGCAGGCUCCGGUCAUGAACAGCGAUAUCUUCUUCCUCUACUUGCUGCCCCCCAUCGUCCUGGAUGCCGGUUACUUCCUGCCCAUACGGCCCUUCUUCGAGAACAUGGGCCCCAUCCUGUGUUACGCGGUGCUGGGGACCCUCUGGAACGUGUGUGGUGUCGGCCUCUCUCUGUACGGCGUGGGCCAGGUGCAGGCGCUGGGUCUGCAGAACGUCUCCCUCCUCCAUAAUCUCUGGUUCGGGAGCCUCAUCUCCGCCGUCGACCCCGUGGCCGUCCUGUCCGUGUUCGAGGAGAUUCACGUCAAUGAGAAGCUCUACAUCCUGGUGUUCGGGGAAUCUCUGCUGAAUGACGCCGUGACUGUGGUUCUAUAUAAACUGUGUGAAGCGUUCAGUAAAAUGUCGGAGAUUCGGCCGUCGGACGUCUUCGCCGGCGUCGGGACGAUCUUUCUGGUGGGGAUCGGAGGAGUUCUUAUCGGACUCGUGUUCGGCUUCGUGGCGGCGCUGACCACGAAAUUCACGGAGCACAUCCGCGUCAUCGAGCCGCUCUUCGUCUUCCUGUACAGUUACCUGGCGUACCUGACCGCCGAGAUCUUCCACCUUUCCGGCAUCAUGGCAAUUGUCACCUGUGCCAUGACUAUGAAGCGCUAUGUGGAGGCCAAUAUAUCGCAGAAGUCGUACACCACGGUGAAAUACUUCAUGAAGAUGUGGAGCAGCGUCAGCGAGACCCUCAUCUUCUUCUUCCUCGGCCUCUACACUGUGGGGAACAACCAUGAUUGGAACUGGACCUUCAUCAUCCUCACCCUCUUCUUCUGCCUCUUCUGGAGGGCCUUAGGUGUUGUGGUGCUGACCAGCAUUUUGAAUAAGAUCUCCCUGACCUCCAUCACCGUGAAGGACCAGUUCAUCAUCUCCUACGGUGGUCUCCGUGGCGCCAUCUGCUUCUCCUUGGUCUUCCUUCUUCCAGACUUUCCGCAGAAAAGGCUUUUUAUUGCGGCCACCACCGUGGUCAUCCUCUUCACCGUCUUUGUCCAGGGAAUGACCAUCCGCCCUCUGGUGGAGUUAUUGGAGGUGAAGAGGAAGAACGAGCGCCUCUCCACCGUCAGUGAACAGGUGAACAUUCGGCUCUUGGACCAUGUGGUGGCCGGGAUGGAGGAUGUCUGUGGGCACUGCGGACACUUCUACUGGAAGGACAAGUUUGAAUACUUCAACAAUAAAUAUCUGGGGAGGAUUCUGCUGCGGGACAACCAGCCCAAGUCCAGCAUCGUCCUCCUCUACGAGAAGCUGGAGAAGAAGCACGCCAUCGAGCUGGCCGAAGCCGGACAAUUGGCGGAGCUCUCCGCGCUCUCUGCCCAGCGGAAAUAUCACAAGUCAUCAUCCGGCAAAGAGAACCUGUCUGCCCAACAGCUGGAGGACAUCAAGGAAAUAUUGUCCAGGAACUUGUACCGGAUCAGGAAAACGACUCCAUCGUACAGCAGACACACUCUGACUGCGGACCCCGGGGCCCAACAAGCUAAAGAGAUCCUGAUCCGGAGACAUCAGAGCCUGCGAGUCACUCUCAGCAAGUACGAGCAACCGUACAGGAAGCAGAGCGUUGACUCGGCUUUGCUGCUCGGUGAGCCACGGAAAAAAACAAAACUUUUCCGUUCAUUAACUGUUGGCGCUCCGGACACUCCGGUGAAAUUCUCCAGGAGGAACCUAGAGGGCGGCGAUGUGACUUUGCCGUGUGAGAAGUCGGAGGAGACGAUCGAGGAGGAGGAUUGAAGAUCAUCUGCAGAAAUCCCAGCAAUAUCCUGAAGCUUAGCCGCCGACUCCCAGACCCGUAGAGAGGCUUGUAGAUGCCGAAGUCCAAAUGGUGGAUAAUCACAGCACAACGUGAGCCACAUGGAGGGAUAUCCCCCGCAGGGGCCCCGGGGACCUUAGGUGACCUUCCACCCCCCCAUCCCCCAACCUGAAAAGAGCAAUCGCAGACUGUACAUUAAAGAGGACCUGUCCUAUACACACCCAGCCUGAUCAUUAAAGAGGACCUGUCCUAUA
This is a messenger RNA of Rana temporaria (common frog), 2415 nucleotides long. RefSeq names its product sodium/hydrogen exchanger 2-like. Lineage: Eukaryota; Metazoa; Chordata; Amphibia; Anura; Ranidae. Gene Ontology annotation, molecular function: sodium:proton antiporter activity. The record is from RefSeq and is a predicted model, not a curated record. The coding region runs from base 1 to 2142 and encodes 713 amino acids. Gene Ontology annotation, biological process: proton transmembrane transport; regulation of pH; sodium ion transport. The transcript is spliced from 12 exons. Gene Ontology annotation, cellular component: membrane.